This is a messenger RNA of Chenopodium quinoa (quinoa), 2477 nucleotides long. Its product is annotated as phosphatidylinositol/phosphatidylcholine transfer protein SFH12-like. Bases 431 to 2146 code for a protein of 571 amino acids. The record is from RefSeq and is a predicted model, not a curated record. NCBI's taxonomy places the organism in Eukaryota, Viridiplantae, Streptophyta, Magnoliopsida, Caryophyllales, Amaranthaceae. The transcript is spliced from 13 exons.
UAUUAAAUUGGUUGUUGUUCUCCAAAAAAAAAUGCACAAUUAUCUCUCUCAAACUCUGUUAAUACCUGUAACAAUGGAGAGGACUACCAACGAUUUCGUCAAACUCUUUUCUUCACCAUUUUCGGACAUAUUUAUUCUCCUUUUUUCUUUUUCCCCCAAUUUUUUGCAAAAUUCAUUUUUUUUUUUGAAAGAGGUGAGGUAAUUUAAUCACUUUCUCUCUCCUCUUUCUCUAUUAUUGAACGCCCAAAUCUCCAUGUUCUUCAAAUUAUUCCUCCUAUAAUUUUUUUAACAAAAAUAAAUGAGUUAGAUUCUCAGAAGCCGUUCAAUUUUUGUACAUUUAGCUAGAAAUUAUCUAUCUAUAAUUUUGUAGCACCGCUGGAUAAUCCUCCUCUUCUACUCUUCCUCCUGGAUCAUUCGUCUUCUUAGCACCAUGGCUGAUAUUUCAUUUGUUGACCGAGUGGUUGAGAUGGACAACUUAGAUGAUGAUAAGAAGAAUGCCGUGGGAUCUUUCAAGAAGAAGGCGAUGAAUGCUUCUAGCAAGUUUAAGAGCUCAUUUUCGAGGAGGAGGAGGAGCAGUAAGGUCAUGUCUGUCGACUUUAUAGAUAUUCAUGAUUUUGAGGAGGCCCAGGCUGUUGAAAAUUUUCGCCAAACUCUUAUACCAGAAGAUUUGUUGCCUUCUAAAUUUGAUGACUAUCAUGUCAUGCUCAGAUUUCUAAGGGCCAGAAAAUUUGAUAUGGAGAAGACAAAACAAAUGUGGACUGAUAUGCUGCAGUGGAGGAAGGAAUUUGGUGCUGACACUAUUAUGAAGGAAUUUGAUUUCCAUGAAAUCAAUGAAGUUUUGGAGUACUAUCCUCAAGGACAUCAUGGAGUAGAUAAAGAUGGAAGACCUGUUUACAUAGAGCUUAUCGGCAAAAUAGAUGCUAUCAAGUUGAUGCAAGCCACAACCAUAGACAGGUAUAUCAACUAUCAUGUAAUGGAGUUUGAGAGAACCUUUGCAGUUAAGUUUCCAUCUUGUUCAAUCGCUGCCAAGAAGCAUAUAGAUCAAAGUACAACCAUAUUGGAUGUUUCUGGAGUGGGAUUUAAACAAUUCAACAAAUCUGCCAGGGACCUGAUCGGCCGCCUUCAGAAAAUUGACGGUGACAAUUAUCCUGAGACCCUAAACCGUAUGUUCAUCAUAAAUGCUGGUUCUGGAUUUAGACUUUUGUGGAAUACUGUCAAGAGUUUUCUUGACCCGAAGACCACAGCAAAGAUUACAGUUCUUGGUAACAAAUACCAGAGCAAGUUACUUGAAGUGAUAGAUGCUAGUGAGCUGCCCGAAUUUUUGGGAGGCACCUGUUCUUGCGUGGACAAAGGGGGUUGUUUGCGUUCGGACAGGGGACCUUGGAAGGACCCAGAAAUAUUGAUGAAAGUACAAAAUGGUGGAGCAAAGUGUAAGCAACAUGGAAAUCACCACCAUUGUGAGGAGAAGACAAUACCUGAGGAUGAGGCAUCCAAGAAGGUGCAGAAUGAGGAGGCACCGAAAACCAAUGUUGAGCAUCAACUUCCUUCCAUUAGUGAAGAAGAAAAUAACAAGGUAGUGAGCCCUAACAGCUUAGUUCCUGUAGUUGUUAAGCCUGUAGAUGAUUCUUGGCACAAUAUUGUGAACAGAAACAACUAUGCCCUCGUUAAAGCAGCUGAUUGCUACAGCAUAAACAGUAGUUUCAAACCACCAGAAGGAAUUAGUAAUCAGAUAGUAGCUGGUUUGAUGGCCUUUAUUAUGGGUAUAGUCACAAUGGUGAGAUUGUCUCGUUCCAUGCCCAAGAAAAUGACUGAUGCCAAUCUCUAUGCUGCCCCCAUGUACUGUUUUGACUCAAUGGCUAAAGCUCAGGGCCAUGAGUUAGCUGCCCCAGGGAUCUCCAAUGCUGAAUUCAUGACUGUCAUGAAACGCAUGGCAGCCAUGGAAGAGAAACUUAUGGCAAUGGCUGUAAAACCCGAUGCUAUCACUGAGAAAGAGGAAAUGCUUCAGGUUGCUUCCAAUCGGGUUGAUGCCCUCGAGCAGGAGCUUUCAGCAACUAAAAAGGCCUUGGAAGAUGCUUUGUCAAAGCAAGAGGAGCUCUUAGCAUUCAUGGAUAAGAAAAAGAAGAAGAAGAAGAUCUUUACCUGGUGAAAAAAGACAGAAAAAAAAGAGGAAAGAAUGAUGCUAGAAGGUUGGUGUUUUUGAUCCAAACACACGAAUUUCUUAGGGAAUGUUAAUAGUAUAGGCGAAACAAUCUUGAUCAUUUUUUCUUGUCUCCCAUCUCUGAAAAGCAUCAAUCUUGGUGUAACCCUCAGGAAAUAUGUUGUAAAAAGUUUGUCCCAUGUUAUAGGAGCCUUGAAAUUUUCUGUUUAAUUCUCCUGGUAAUUUUGCUAUAUAGUGAGAGAUUUUAACAAAGCAUAUCCUUCUUUUCCUACAUUCUAAGUAAUGUUUUAUUUUUGUUAAGCCAUUUAUAUAUUUUGCG